AUGAAAAUAUAAUUGUAAGUAAUUGCAAAUAAUGAAUCUAAAGCACAUAAUUCUGAAUAAUUGAUAAUCUAUGAAUUUGAUUAAAUCUCAUACAAAGUUAUGAUUGUUUUUAUCUAUGAAUAGAUAUUUCUAUUUUUCAUAGUGGCCUAUUCAAAUAUCAUCGUUUUAACUCAUUAAUUUCUCACUUCUUAUAAAUUAUUCUCUUUCCUCUAUAGUUUCUAAAAGUAAUCAGUCUCAAAUGAUAGUUAGACACUCUUUGUUGAAUAUUAUGACUAUAUCUUCAUCUAUUAAACUUAAUUUUACUCUGAUAUCAAUUAGAAGUGA
Molecule: messenger RNA, 324 nt
Organism: Paramecium tetraurelia
Lineage: Eukaryota; Ciliophora; Oligohymenophorea; Peniculida; Parameciidae
Exons: 1
Source: RefSeq, a predicted model, not a curated record